GGAAAUUAAACUGAAAGAAUAUAGGUCGUGUGCCAUUUAUGAAUAUGGCUUCGAACUAUCAAGAGGAUUCGGAUGAAGGCAGCUACCAGCAAUCUAGUGAAAGUCUCCCAGAGUUCGGUGACAGUCACACAGAUUCUGAGGCAGCCAGCGAUUCUGGAUCGGACUCUGAAGAAGAUGCACUAACAUCUAGCAAGCGGAAUGUCUGUAUGCAUUACAAUCGUGGUCACUGCCGUUUUGGGGACAAGUGUAGGAAUGAGCACAUAUGCAAGGACUUCCUGAAGGGUUCGUGCAAGUUUGGUGCUGGAUGUCGUCUCAACCACAACAGUCAGAGUUCAUCGUCAGGACAGGGCAGACGAAGAAGCAGACCCUCAUCUGCAGCCUCAGGUAAUCACUUCGAGUGGCAGCUGUUUAAUGGACAGCAGUGGGGUUAUAUCUUAAAUGAUUUUGUCAUUGAGGCCCAUUACUGUCAGCCAGGGGCAAAUGGGAUCACCAUCAACCUCAGCAUAGGGCCUGCCUAUAUUGACUUUGAUGAAAUGACAGUCGAUGGACCUCUUGUUAACCUCAGUGUACGACGUAAUAUGCUGCUGUCUCCUCCUAACCAGAAAGAAUUAAUAGGCUGGUACUACAAAGAUAACCAUCAGUGGUGUGAAUAUGGAUCUCAGGGAUCAGGUGGGAGGUCAUCUUCGAUUAGAAGUGAUUUUAUAGAGCAGCAGUACAACAGAAACCCAAGGGGCUCAGUCCAGUUUACUGUAGGAAGCACGACUUACAAGUUGGACUUCACGGCCAUGACUCAAACCAAUCUGUCCACAUACAUGUUGAGGAAAGUGAGACGGCGGACAAAAUUCAAUGAAGUAGUAACAGACAACAGCAGUAAUCAAAACAGUUUACCAACUCUGGCAUCUCCCUCAGCAAACCCGUCAAAUUCUUCCUCUCAUUACAUCUGGGAGUUUAUGGGGGAUGAGGGUAUUUGGACCGAGUACCAGAAACCAGUGAGUUCUAGUGUCUAUACUCAACCUACCAACACUGUUAAAACAUCCCCUCGUAUAUCAUCACAAGCUCGCUGGCAGUUCAAAGACAUGGAUGGUCAAUGGAAGGACUAUAUUAAAGGUGGUUCUUGGGGAUGUUGCAGUGUGUCAUGUCAAGAUAUUGAAGCGCAGUACCAGCAGGACUCCACUGGGAUAAUGCGUUUCAGAGCGGACAUAUUCAGCUAUGAGCUAGACUUCUCAGACAUGACCCAGACCAACCUGUCCACUAACGCCACGAGAUCUGUACGCCGCCUUUAGCAAUAAGACCUCACCUGCCUCUUUUUAUGUUUACUUUAAUAUUUACUUGUAGCUUUAUAUGAUUGAUCUCAGGACGCCGGUUCACGCAAUGUCUGCUGGCCAUUUUCAGAAAAUGUGAUUCAAAAUUAUGUUCACUUUGUCCAUGCUAACCCAUGUGCCUAUAUUGUUUUAUUAAUUGCCAUAAAAAGUGGUUCUCGUGGUGAUUAUGUUCUUGAAACGGUGUUGUUCCUAUAUUUCUGUUUAUUCAACAAUUGACCAAAAUUUGCUAAAAUCAUUUUCUUCACAUACAAAUAAAGAUAACUCUCACGAAGAACAAGUCCAGGUCACUUUUAAUAAAUUGCACCAUUAUCUUCAUGACAAUGAAGCAUAGUAGCACACCCUUCCAAAUUAUUAUUUUUUUUAUUAAAUAAUAAAUACAACUA
Molecule: messenger RNA, 1705 nt
Organism: Sinocyclocheilus anshuiensis
Lineage: Eukaryota; Metazoa; Chordata; Actinopteri; Cypriniformes; Cyprinidae
Product: zinc finger CCCH-type antiviral protein 1-like
Exons: 11
Coding region: 39-1283 (414 amino acids)
Cellular component (GO): nucleus
Molecular function (GO): NAD+ poly-ADP-ribosyltransferase activity; metal ion binding
Source: RefSeq, a predicted model, not a curated record